Colletotrichum paranaense is the source of this 2559-nucleotide messenger RNA. RefSeq lists its product as uncharacterized. The transcript has 2 exons. The record is from RefSeq and is a predicted model, not a curated record. NCBI's taxonomy places the organism in Eukaryota, Fungi, Ascomycota, Sordariomycetes, Glomerellales, Glomerellaceae. The coding region runs from base 1 to 2559 and encodes 852 amino acids.
AUGAAGCCAUUCCCAGGCAUUCGACGAGUGCCCCGAACUUCUCACAGAAGCUAUGGCACAACCCCCCCGGUCAGACCGGGGCCCGUUUUCCUGUCCAAGAAGUACAUAAGAGAAAGAGAAGCCAAGGCAGCGGGUAGGGCACCGCCAAUACCGCCAAUAUCGAAGAAAGAAGCAAAAGCACAAGCGAUACGAGAUGCGCCGAAGCGCAGGGCAGAGGAAAGACAGGCGCACUUCACCAAGAGAAUCCAAGAGGUCCUAGGCCACGACGGAAUCGCAAAAGACGUACGGAUCGACAAGAAGAACAAGAAGGUCAAGACGUCCGCGGGCGACCUGCCCAUCUCGCCCGUUAUGGACCCCGUGUGGAUGGAUGUACGCACGAGGUACCGGACGCCCAAGCCCAGACCGAAAUCCAAGAGCGACAAGGUCCGGGAUUAUUCUUUGUCUUCGUCUGGGGCGGCACCGAGAAAACACAAGUAUAAGACUAGGAUGGGCAAAGACAAGAAGACGCAGAGCCCAAGGCUCAUUGUCAUGAACAAGUUGCCCAACGGGGGCAGGUUCCGCGUCAAGUUGGAACAGAACCCGUACGUACAUGCUCUCGCCUCGCCUGUCCGAUUCUGCCCCGUUACGGGGACAUCUCUGCCGAAAUACUUUCUUCAAAACUUCAAGGCUGUUACGAAUCCGGACACCCAGGGGCACUGGUUUAUACCAGGCGACGUUGAAGUAUCGUGGACACAUAGAGACGCCAUGGAAGAGGAGCUUAGGAAGCUUGAUAAUCUGGAGAAUCGUUCAGAAAAGUUUGAUGAUGUGAAAAAUGGUGCUAUUAAACAGGGGAAGGACGAUUCUAAAGAGCUCAAUGAAGUAAAUGGUGAACCGAGGAAAGCUUUCACAGGGAAGGACGAAUCCAAGAAGGCCGACAAUGCAGAGGACGAGUCCAACAAGUGUUUCGAAGAGACGACCGGAUCCACCAAACCUGAAGAGGAGAAGGUCGAAUACAAAAAGCAGAGCGAAAAAGAGCCCCAAAACCUUGACACUGCAGUAGACGACUUUGAGCAGCAUUUCACAAACGUAAUCGGAUCCGAGAAGAACGCCAAAAAGGAAAGGAGCCGCUCUGGAGCCGUAUCUCUUCCUCCCAUCCCCCAGAAACAAUUCCCCGAGGACCCCAUUGCAAAACAAAAAGAAACAGACCAGCUCCUCCUCAAGUCCCCCUCCGCUUACGUCGUCUCCCGCAAACCCGUCAUCGACUCCAUGGCAGGCAAACGCGGCAAAACUCCCUUCGGCGACGGCUGGCGGACCCUCCUCGGCAGGAACCCAAAGGUCAUGAACUCGGAUAUCCCCAAACGCCUCGUCUGGCGCCAGGACAUGGGCGACUUUGUUCUAGAGAACCUGCGCAAGAAUAUCAUGAAGUACGUCACUGGGUACGUCGAGGCGGACGAAGGGCACAGCUCAUGCAUCCAGCCCCUCGAGACGUGGGAAGAUGUCCACGACGCCCAGAAGCGGAGCUGUUUGCUGUGGUAUGAUGCGGCGAAUAUCCCCGCGGGGGAGAGUCGGUGGGACGAGUGGAUGGAGGAAGGAAAAGUAAAGCCGUUUGCGACCUAUGACGUCCCAGACGCAAAGUACGAAAAGAGUCUGCCCAUCUACGACAUCGGGCGGCUCAUGGGGCCAAAGUACCUCGCGAAGCUGCGGGAGAUACCCGUGUUCCGCGAGCGCUCGCUCUUCGUCGUCAAGAAGAAGCGGUCGAUUCCGCUGCAGCUGUACCUAUGGAAGCUGCAGGCGUACAUGGCCGAGUAUCCCUCCGCAGAAAAGGUCGCCGAGGUAUCUGCGGAGAAAAGGAGGCUCGAUAGGAAGAGGAGGGAGGAGGAGCGCCGGGAGGAGCUUGUACAGGAGCAAUUCAGGCUAGAGGAGGAGGCGAGGGAGGGGUAUAUACGGGCCAAGGCUGAGCGGGCGAGAAUUAUUCAGGAGAGACUCCAGCGGGAGAUGCAAGGCUUCGAUGAACCCAGGGAUAAGACGGCAGAGGUCGGGGCAGAACGCGGAGUCGGGUUUGGGAGCAGCAGUACAACCAUGCCAAGGUCUACAGCGGCGCCCAUGAGCUCGGCCGACUUCACCGCCCAGCUCAUGGCAGUACCUCGAGCCGUGUCCUCACCCAGUGCUUGGGACAGCGCCGCCAUCAAGCCCAUACCUACGAUCAAGGUCGACAGGAAGGCUGAAGCCCCUAAAUGGCCCACAAUCAAAGCCAAAGCGAAAGCCACACCUAGGCGCUCCGCCAAAGAUGUAGCCACGCCCAUGACUGCAGCCGACUUCACUGCCCAGCUCAGGGCGACACCCAAGGUCGGUUCUGGAUCUGGCUCUCGGGACAAUUCUGCCGUCAAGUCGGUAGCCCCCGCCAAGGUCGUCAACGAGGCCGGUUUGACUUCACCUUUGGCCAAAGUUGAAGGCGGAUCUAAGCCCCAGCGUGUCGGUACGACAGCCGAGACUACACCCAAGGCCGAUGUCAAAGGAGCAUCGGAACCCAAAGCAGAAGUCAAGAAGCCAAAGGUGAGAUCAGUCAAGCCACGCUGGUAG